AUGUCGGGCUACUAUGCUGGACCCUUCGGUCGUAUGUUUCCCGUAGAUGGUCUAUCGUCGGUGCAGCCCCCGGAGCAUCCCGCUAACCAAUCAGAAUCCGGGGAGAACCCAUACCAGCUUCCGCCGCCGCGCACUCCGGCCAACUUGCAGUUUGGAUCAGACCCUUUUCUACGACGUCAACGAGGCGAAAAUCCAGAGUCGAGAAGCGGCCAAGCGUCAGCCGAACCUCCUAUUCAACGGCAAGGGGCUGAACAGCUCCCAUCUGUCCGGUCGUUACUGACGCCGGUCACCGGCCCAAGCUCACCACCUUCCUACCACCCACAGGGGUAUGGAACUCCGACUCCCAUUGAGCAUCGCGAACUAUCAUAUCCCUUUCGCCACCAUGAAGCGAGUCUUCCUCCCCCGGUUGCCGGGCAGGAUAGACAUCGCUCGGAAUCUCGGCCACAGUCACAACCUGCCAGUCUCCCGCCGUUAUCGCACGUGGGCAUGCCUAGCCCUAGAGAGGUGAAUCGACCUCACGCAGCAACACGAAGUGACCCUUCAACAGCAACCUUGCAACAUAGCCCAUUGCCUUAUCACGGCGCUUCAUGCCAUGAGCCAUCUCUUAGCGGAGAAGUGUCAUCACCGGAGAUUCCAAGCAGGUUAAAUCCACCGGCACUCCUGCCACACGUGGUGGAUGAACGAUACAUCGAUGGCGAGCUCUGCUUUGUCUACGCAGAUGGAUCACAUCAGCCCAAAAUCGUCGACGGCAAACCGGUCAAUCCAAAUUGGGGCGUCACGAAGGCCGGAAAGCCGCGAAAGCGGCUCGCACAGGCGUGCCUGACCUGCCGAGAGAAGAAGAUCAAAUGUCAACCGAACCGUCCCAAGUGCGACCAGUGCCAAAAGUCUGGGCGGGGAUGCAGGUUUGAAAAUGCGCUUCGUGGGAAUCGCUCAAGAGGGUCACACUCCGUUGGGCCAUCUAGCACUGCCACCUCGGACGUCUCGUCCUCGAUCUAUAACAUCGCUCGCGCGUCAGAUAGUGGGACUUCGCUGCCAGGGACUGGCGGUCAUUCACCGGUGUCAGAAGGUUCUAUGCUUACACACUCAGGUAUUGAGAGCGUCCAUAAUCCCGUGGCGGAUGCGGAUAGGGCACAUAGGCAGCGAACGUACCAAAUCUCCCACCCUUUCUCCGAUGAGUCCCCUGCUCGGCCGGUCGAGCAUGACACGGCCAACCGACUACCCCGGUACUCAGAAAUUUUGGGGGAACUCAGAGAUAUCAAUCCCGACGAUCCUCUGGUGGGCUCUUGGAAAAUCGACCCGUUCGAUAACGAUCCGGAAAUGACUCUACAUUACGUCGAAACUUACUUCUCAAACGUGAAUGACGGGAUAUACCAUAUUUUCCCCCGUGCUCGGUUCGUUUUGUGGCUGAAGUCCUGCGAGACAAAGUCCCCCGAGGAUAAGAUGCUUCUCUACUCGAUGAUGGCGCUGGGCUCCCUCUUCUCGGACCGGCCCGACAGAGUUACUGCACUGCGGCGUUACUCUCGCAUUGCACGCUUUGCCAUUCAAAAAAGCCAGCAUAGCCUGUCUCUGCAGCUUGCCCAGAGCCAUCUUAUUAUGAGUCUGCUGUAUUAUGCCGCUGGCUCUUUGGUGGGAUCUUGGGAUUCGAUUGGGGCUGCUGGACGGGCUGUCAGUGGACUGCGGUUCAACAUAGAGUCUGGCGGUGUUAUUGUGGAUCAGAAUCAAGCUUGCGACUACGGACUCCAUCCACAGGCGCUGAUCGAGUGCCGUCGUCGGACAUUUUGGGUCGCCUUUAUUCUGGAUCGAGUUUCGUUUUUCUUCUCUGCAACAUCAACAUCCAUCUCUUCGGAAUCGGCAUUGAUUCGACUCCCAUGCCGAGAAGAAAUAUAUGAGGCACAGCAAUAUGCAACAGCACCUUACUUCCAGACCGUUCUCAACCAAGCCCCAAUCUCAGCCGAAGACGACCGGUCCGCCCUGAGCCCAAUAGCUUUUUUGAUCCAGAUUCUGUCGAUCUGGGGCGACGUUUCUUUCCAGGCCUUCCGCCUGUCACACACACCGUCCGACGGAUGGUCACCGCUUGCUGAAGGAUUCCACUCUACCAUCAUCCGCCGGACAGACGAGUGGAUGAACAGACUUCCCGAACAUCUUGCCUUCUCCGUUACCAAUAUGGAGCGUGCUAGCCAAGCGAAGAACGUGGAUGCUCUGGUUUCGAUCCACAUGUUCUACCAUGCCACUUUGAUGAAGCUGUAUCGACACGUACGAUACCACAGUCUGCGGUCGGAGGCGUUGGUUCAGUAUAUCCACCGCGCACGAUACCACGCAGUUGAAAUUCUCAGGAUCGCACUUGCCGUCGUGCAGUUCUCCCACCAGAUCCAGUCUACUCGAUUCCCAGCGGACGCAUCUGCACCUAAUGAGCCGAUUUUGAGCCCAUUCCUGGGCUACGUGGUCCUAUCUGCCGUGGACGUACUCAGUGCAGGAGGGAUGGUGACGGAAUUGCCAGACUGUAUUGCUUUCAUCAAUGGCGCGCUUGGCAUGAUCCAACUCCUUGGCUACCACUGGGAUAGCUCUCUGAGCCUGGCAAAUAUCAUCAAGAGGCGUCUUGACUCCAUGGUCGACUGCCUGAAUGACCGAUCCCGCCCCCAGGAUAAACUCGGCUUUGCCGUUGACGGUCCUUCUCUUGCGACGAAGGUGCCUGCCGGUACCCCCGCUCAACCGCCAGGCGCGCUCGAAGAAGACCUCUUCUACGGCUCUAUGCAACGGGAGAUUCUCCUGCGCGCCAUGUGGGCCGACGAUACCCCCUUCUCGGACAGUAAUAUCGCCUGGUUGAAAGAUCACUGA
This is a messenger RNA of Penicillium canariense, 2835 nucleotides long. RefSeq names its product Zn(II)2Cys6 transcription factor. Gene Ontology annotation, cellular component: nucleus. Lineage: Eukaryota; Fungi; Ascomycota; Eurotiomycetes; Eurotiales; Aspergillaceae. Bases 1 to 2835 code for a protein of 944 amino acids. Gene Ontology annotation, molecular function: DNA-binding transcription factor activity, RNA polymerase II-specific; DNA binding; zinc ion binding. The transcript is spliced from 3 exons. Gene Ontology annotation, biological process: regulation of DNA-templated transcription; DNA-templated transcription. The record is from RefSeq and is a predicted model, not a curated record.